Molecule: messenger RNA, 1516 nt
Organism: Cygnus olor (mute swan)
Lineage: Eukaryota; Metazoa; Chordata; Aves; Anseriformes; Anatidae
Gene: MGAT2
Product: alpha-1,6-mannosyl-glycoprotein 2-beta-N-acetylglucosaminyltransferase
Exons: 1
Coding region: 47-1390 (447 amino acids)
Biological process (GO): protein N-linked glycosylation; oligosaccharide biosynthetic process
Cellular component (GO): Golgi stack; Golgi membrane
Molecular function (GO): alpha-1,6-mannosylglycoprotein 2-beta-N-acetylglucosaminyltransferase activity
Source: RefSeq, a predicted model, not a curated record
GGCGGCGGCGGCGGCGGCGGCCGCCGGCGGCGGGAGGCGGAGGAGGAUGAGGCUGCGGAUCUACAAGCGCAAGGUGCUGCUGCUGGCGCUGGCGCUGGCGGCCUGCGCGCUGGUGCUGUGGAGCGGCGGGCGGCGGAGGCAGCAGCGGGGCGGCACCGGGGAACCGCCGCGGGCGAGCGAGCCGCCGCCGCCUCCUCCUCCGCCGCCGCCGCGCCGCCCCGCCGCCAACGCCUCGGCCUCGGCCGCCGCCGUCCCCCAGCUCGUGCCGCUGCCCGCCGAGAACGGGACGCGGAGCUACCGCUCGCUCGUCUACCGGCUCAACUUCGACCAGCCGCUGAGCAACGCGGGGCGCUUCCCGGCCCGGGCCCCCGGUGGCGGUGCCGGUGCCGCCGACGUGGUGCUGGUGGUGCAGGUGCACGAUCGCGCCGAGCACCUGCGGCUGCUGCUCGAGUCGCUGCGGCGGGCGGCGGGCGUGGAGAACGUGCUGCUGGUGCUGAGCCACGACCUGUGGGCCGAGGAGCUGAACCGGCUGGCGGCCGGCGUGGACUUCUGCCCGGUGCUGCAGGUCUUCUUCCCCUUCAGCAUCCAGCUCUACCCCCGCGAGUUCCCCGGGCACGACCCCCGCGACUGCCCCCGCGACGUGGGCAAGGCGGCGGCCCUGCGGCUGGGCUGCAUCAACGCCGAGUACCCCGACUCCUUCGGGCACUACCGCGAGGCCCGCUUCUCGCAGACCAAGCACCACUGGUGGUGGAAGCUGCACUUCGUCUGGGAGCGGGUGCGGGCGCUGCGCGAGCACGCCGGGCCCGUCGUCUUCCUGGAGGAGGACCACUACCUGGCGCCCGACUUCUACCACGUCCUCAAAAAGCUGUGGGCGCUGCGCGAGCGCGAGUGCCCCGAGUGCCAGAUCGUCUCGCUGGGCACCUACAGCCCCGUGCGCGGCGGCUUCGCCGGCCGCGCCGACAAGGUGGAGAUGAAGACGUGGAAGUCCACCGAGCACAACAUGGGCAUGGCCUUCGGCAGAGACACCUACCAGAAGCUCAUCGAGUGCACGGACGCCUUCUGCACCUACGAUGACUACAACUGGGACUGGACUCUGCAGCACUUGACUGUCUCCUGUCUUCCAAAGUUCUGGAAAGUGCUGGUCCCCGAAAUCCCCAGGAUUUUCCACACGGGGGACUGUGGCAUGCACCACAAGAAAUCCUGCAGACCGUCCACCCAGAGUGCCAAAAUCGACUCUCUCUUGAACAGCAACCGACAGUACCUGUUUCCCGAAGCCAUGAGUAUCAGUAAAAGGUACUCCAUGGCACCCCUGUCCCCCCACGUGAAAAACGGAGGCUGGGGGGACAUUCGGGACCACGAACUCUGUAAGAGUUACCGCAGACUUCAGUGAGGAUCGCGCUCGCAGCCUUUUUCUUUCUGAAUUGCUCCAUACUGUCUUUUACAGGCACACACAUGUAUAAAAGCAUUUAUGGGUUGGUUUCUGCUUUAAUAUGAAUAAACGUUCUUGUAAAAGGCG